Lasiosphaeria miniovina is the source of this 748-nucleotide messenger RNA. RefSeq lists its product as uncharacterized. Bases 85 to 540 code for a protein of 151 amino acids. The record is from RefSeq and is a predicted model, not a curated record. Gene Ontology annotation, molecular function: protein binding; telomerase RNA binding; telomeric repeat DNA binding. The transcript has a single exon. Gene Ontology annotation, biological process: nuclear-transcribed mRNA catabolic process, nonsense-mediated decay. Gene Ontology annotation, cellular component: telomerase holoenzyme complex. Lineage: Eukaryota; Fungi; Ascomycota; Sordariomycetes; Sordariales; Lasiosphaeriaceae.
GCCAUGCUAGCCCGGAUGUGGAAAUAUGGUAUUCAUAGCUUCCUCGAGCUUUUGAGACACUAACUGCCAACCAGUCUAGAACAUAUGCUGAAUUUCAUUUACUUGGCGUAUUCCAUGAUGGCUCUGCUGUACGAAACGGUCCCAGCCUUUGAAGAUACGUGGAUUGAAUGCCUGGGAGAUUUGGGAAGGUACCGCAUGGCCAUCAAGGAUGAGGAUAUCCGAGACCGCGAAGUUUGGACCUCGGUGAGUAGGUACUGGUACUCCAAGGCCUCGGAUAAAGCCCCGACAACGGGACGGCUCUACCACCAUCUCGCCAUUCUCGCUCGCCCGAAUGCGCUGCAGCAGCUGUACUACUACACCAAAUCCCUAUGUGUGGCCGUGCCCUUUUUGUCGGCACGCGAAAGCAUUUUGGCGACGACAGGAUGCCUAGCUGCCAAUGCACCGCCGCUGCCUGGUGGUUCCCGGUGGCGCCCACCUGCUUCAGGAGCGGCUAGGCGCGGUGCGCUGGAGGUUUGGUCGUCCAAAUUUUGCACCGCAUAAGAUACAGCCCUGGGCGCAGUAGACCUCGGUGUACUCCGUAGUGCGUGAAAGGACGACGUUCUCUAAGUCAUUAACGGUGUGACGCUCACCCGGACUCUGGCGACGGCCACUGCCAGAAUCCACCCCGAACUGCGUCGAUCCGCUCGACCACUAUCAAAUACACCUCCCCACGGCCCUAACGAGUCAGCUGGAAUUUCGAGGCCAUCUG